AUGGCAAAAGUCCCACGUAACUUCCGUCUUUUGGAAGAGCUAGAGAAGGGAGAAAAGGGAAUUGGAGACGGCUCCUGCUCCUACGGUCUGGCUGAUGGAGAAGACAUGACCAUGUCAAACUGGAACGGGACGAUCCUCGGCCCUCCUCACUCAACCCACGAAAACCGCAUCUAUUCCCUCCGCCUCCACUGUUCUCCCUCCUACCCCGACACCCCCCCAACUAUUUCAUUCAUCUCCCGCAUCAACCUCCCCUGCGUAAACGCGACCUCAGGGCACGUCGAUCCGAGUCGACUAGGUGUUUUGGCAAGUUGGAGGAGUGAGUAUACUUUGGAGACGGUGUUGUCGGAGUUGAGGAGGGAAAUGGGGAGUGGUGCAAAUAGGAAAUUGGCGCAGCCCGCGGAGGGGUCAGAGUUUUAA
This is a messenger RNA of Saitoella complicata NRRL Y-17804, 417 nucleotides long. RefSeq names its product UBC-like protein. Lineage: Eukaryota; Fungi; Ascomycota; Saitoellomycetes; Saitoellales; Saitoellaceae. The record is from RefSeq and is a predicted model, not a curated record. Bases 1 to 417 code for a protein of 138 amino acids. Gene Ontology annotation, biological process: protein K63-linked ubiquitination; DNA damage tolerance. The transcript has 2 exons. Gene Ontology annotation, cellular component: nucleus.